CAUCAUCCCUAAUUUCGUCAUUCUCCCAAAUUUUUGCUAUUUUAUAGACCUUCUUGUUGCGAACAUCCUUCAUAAUCUCCUUUUUCCAGUACUUGAGUUCAAAAUUAAGAUCAAAACUUUCCUGUUUAUCACUCUUUUGGUCUAAUAUCUUCUUGGAUUGCUCUUUAGCGCAACUAGCACAACUUUCGCUACUAUCAAGGCUGUGUAGUCAGGUCUCUAGCAAAGCUCUGAAGUCUAUUCACAGCCCUUUUGAGAGUCUUGAGAAAUGCAGAAGGUCUUCAUAGCUCUUUGUCUGUUUUAAUAAAUGCUCGUAGUUUAAGACUGUUUUAGUAAUGUCUUGUAACAACUGAACUUCGUCUGCGGGAACGCUUUGAAGCCUGGUCUCAGACAAUACAGAUUUCUUACAAAAAUGAUCUUUGAUGUAUCUUAAGGUGAAAUUUGGCUUGUAUUGGCAUGGAAAUCAUGAGUGUAUCCUCUCUCCAGUGAAAAUUCAAUCAAGUUGUUUACUUAAGCAAGGAAUCCCGUUCAUGUCUCGGUAUAGCCUUAGUGACAUCAACCUGACAAAUACUCGAACUUCAAGAGUUGCCAGAGUCGCUUUCAUAUUGUCUUUUGGGAUUUCAAAGUCAAUAGUAAAUUCUUCUAUUUUUGUGUUCAUUUUCUGGAUACUUUUCCAUAUCACCUUCAGAAUAUUCUCAUUUUCUUCUUCCUUGGGCUCUUUAUUAGGAGCAAGUUCUGAAUCUUUUUGAGAAUUUUUGAGAGACUGAUCAGAUCUAGAGCUUGCUUCGUGUUCUAAGUUGUAUUUCACUGGAGCAUGUUCAUUAAAAUAGCAACAAUACUUGAUAAGCAUCCUAUGGAUCUUUAGAAGUUCUGUUGUUUCCUUUAAAACCGUUAAUUUUAGAACUUCUGAUUCAGGAAAGAUACAAUUUGUUUCAGAGCUGCUGCGGAGCAGGUCAAAAGCAUUUGCCAAGGUAGCCUGAGAAGACUUGGUCAAAACAUCAUACUUGUCUGAACCUUUAGUAUUCCUUUUACGUUUUCUAUACUUUUUUAUAGAUUCUUUAUCAAACUGUACUUUCUCAAAACUCUCUACCAUUUGUUUUCUAAUCCCUUCGACCUCCAUUAUCUUCUUCUCAAUAAUCUUUUUCUCUUUCUCUGAAAGACAGAUUCCUUCACUCAGUCUCUUCCCAAGGUCAACCAACUGGUCAUACUUAAACUCGCCUUUAAUCAAUUUUUCUAAUUCAGCUUGAUUCUUCUUAAAUUCUUCGAAUCUCUCUUGAAUCAUUUCAGAGUCUUCUCCUAGUUCAAGAUGAGACUCCGCUCACUCUUGCUGUAUUUCUUCUAGCUCCUUUACGUCCUUAAGUUUAUCUUUUUCCUUGACUCUGCCUUCAGCCAGGUUAGUUCAUUUAUCAGCGAGGGCCAGCUGAGCUUUGAAAGCUGAACAGGUUUUGGUCGUGAAUAGCCAGUGCGAAGUAGGGAAUUGGUCGAGGGAUUUUGAUAGUUUUGUGUAGGCGUAAUGGGUCGGAGAGGUGUCCUUUGGGUGAUCGAUGUAGGGAGAUAAAUAAGAGACCAGAAAUAUAUUAUUUUCUAGAAUUCUCUAUCUCAGACUCUUUUAUCUUUCUAGCUUAUAAGAGAAUGAAGUAGAAAUAUAAUCCCAAAGUUGUCUAUUACUAGAAGAGUGUAUAGUAGAUUCCUGGUAUAAAUUCCCCUUAAACUUCAAGAACUUGAUUUCUACACCUGGCUGAUAGGGAAGCUUGAGAGCUGACUCGAUGCAAGCUGUAAUCUCACUUAGCUUGAUCAAUAAUUUGACCUUAUUUGGCUUCAGAUGUUCGAUUGUCUUGUUAUAUAUAAGAGGAUUACGAAUUUGGUUUGUUUAUCUUCAUCUGAACAAUAUAGGGAAGUUUAAAUCCAGCCAUGAAACAUCUCUAUAAAUCCCUCAUCUUAUUCAUUAAAGCUUUGAAGGACUUAAACCAAGUCUUGACCUGGUCAAAGUCUGAUUUGACGAUCGAAGCUAGGCUGAUAGGAUCAGACAUGCCUAAGUUUGUAGAUCAAUCUUUGUAUAAUUUAACUAGAUUUUCUAUAUUUCCGCUAAAAGACUGCACUUAUCCGGAUUCUGAAGGCUAUUUUCAGGAGCUUGCAAGUUUUUCUUUGCACGUUUUUUAGAUCUUCUUGAGCCAUUUGCUCGGGAAAUACCGGUGUCUUUCUGAGCGCUUUGAGGUAUCUCUGGUACAUUUUUCGAUUGACCAGUGUAAACAUCUGUUGAUAUCUCUAAAAUAUCAUUAAUAUCAUCUUCUUGUCAAGUUAAAUCGAUCGCGUUAUCACAGGCCUUCAUUCUGAAUAGAUGUUCUUUCAUUUUAUUCUUCAUGAAUCCUGGAAUCCAUAGAACUGUUGUGUUUUUGUAGAAAGUAUUAAACUUGAUGACCCCUAAGUUCUUCUUAGAAUAUUCAACUAGGUUUUCCUUGUAACAUUUGACUGCACUCGCCCAAUUGUAUAAUAAGCAACCGAUCUCCUCUGUGAUCUCUAUUUUCGGUGCAUUCUCUUCGAACAUAUUUGCUGUGAUAGGAUUCUUUACCAGUUUAGUCAGAUUAGUUGUCUUGAUAGGCUUAGUCAACUUUGCAAAACUUCCCAAUGCCUGGAUUGUGGACAUAACUAGAGAUUCAGGUUUCUUCUUUUUGGUGGGUAAAAUCUUUUCGAACAUACUAUCAUCCUUUAUUUCUAGCGGUAUUUGCUUAAACUUGCCGUCCAAAAACAUGACUAAUCUUCUGGGAUCUUCCAUGAGGUACUUCUUAUAACCAUGUAGACUUAUAGUAAGGACCUUCUGGGCUUCACUAUUCUCCCUGGUGCCUACUAUUCCUUCCAUAUUGUCAGUGUAUUUGUU
Messenger RNA from Moneuplotes crassus, 2872 nucleotides. The record is from the annotation of a GenBank genome assembly. Lineage: Eukaryota; Ciliophora; Spirotrichea; Euplotida; Euplotidae.